Molecule: messenger RNA, 1886 nt
Organism: Choloepus didactylus (southern two-toed sloth)
Lineage: Eukaryota; Metazoa; Chordata; Mammalia; Pilosa; Megalonychidae
Gene: GPATCH4
Product: G-patch domain containing 4
Exons: 8
Coding region: 122-1441 (439 amino acids)
Biological process (GO): regulation of ribosome biogenesis
Cellular component (GO): nucleolus
Molecular function (GO): nucleic acid binding
Source: RefSeq, a predicted model, not a curated record
GGAAGAGGCGGCGCACAAGUCAGAUCUGGCACAUGUUUUCCGCGGAGGGGACAGUGCAAUGACGGUAUGAUAGUGACCUCUUCUCUGGUGAGAGCCUGAGGAGAGGCACUCUUUUCUUACCAUGAGCGUCACCCCAGAAGUCAAGAGUCGUGGGUUGAAGUUUGCUGAGGAGCAGCUGCUAAAGCAUGGAUGGACUCAAGGCAAAGGCCUGGGCCGGAAGGAGAAUGGUAUCACCCAGGCCAUCAGGGUGACACUGAAGCAGGAUACUCAUGGGGUGGGACAUGACCCUGCCAAGGAGUUCACAAACCACUGGUGGAAUGAGCUCUUCAACAAGACUGCAGCCAACUUGAUAGUGGAAACUGGGCAGGAUGGAGUUCAAAUAAGACACCGUUCUAAGGAGACCACCAAUCAGAACCGUCCCAAGCCCAACUUGCUGUAUCAGAAGUUUGUGAAGACAGCUACACUGACUUCAGGCGGGGAGAAGCCAGACAAGGACUCGGAAAGCUGCAGUGAUGAUGACAAUCAGGGGCCCAUGACCCCCAAAAUUCUGACUGACGAGAUGCUGCUCCAAGCCUGCGAGGGGCGAACAGCACAUAAGGCUGCCCGUCUUGGGAUCACCAUGAAGGCCAAGCUUGCUCGGCUGGAAGCCCAGGAGCAGGCCUUCCUGGCUCAUCUCAAAGGCCAGGACCCUGGGAACCCUCAACCACAGUCUGAGAAUAAGCCCUCCAAAAAAAAGAAAAAGAAAAGGAAGCAAAAAGAGGAGGAAGUCACUGCAGUAACUGAAAGGAAUGAGGAAGAAAAGUAUCCAGAACACACUGACCAGAGCAUCAGGAAAACCAAGAAAAAGAAAAAGCGACAUCAGGAAGAAAAGGUCUCAAAUGAGAGAGAGGGAACUGUGGGCAGUGAGGAGGAAGAUGAUGCAGGAAUUCUUGGGGAAUUGAAGAGCAGAGAACAAAAUGAUCAGCCCCUCAGGAAAAAAAAGAAGAGGCAGCAGCAUGAGGAGGAGGUGGAAGUCUUAGAUAAAAGAGGAGGUGGUAAGGAGGCUGCAGGUGGUAUCAGGACAGAGUGGGUGGAGAGCAGAGCAUCCAAAGAUCCAUGCAGCAGAACUAAGAAGAGGUGGCAGCAUGAGGAAGAGAACUUGACAAUACAGGACAAAGAAGUUAAGGAGGCUGUUGUAGAUGGUAGUACCAGGGAAGCAAAGAGCAGAGCAUGCAGUGACCUGAGAAGCAGGAAAAGCAAGAAGAAAAGACAGCAGCAUCGAGAUGAGGCCUUAGAUGUAAAGGAUGAAGGAGAGGAGGAGACUGUAGUGGAUGGCAGGACUAGGGAAACAAACAUUGGCCUCAGCAGCAGAGCUAAGAAAAGGAGGCAGCAGCAACCAGAGGAGGAAAGAGCUGGAGUCAACACUGGCCAGAGAGCUCAAAAGAAACAGAGGAGAGACUGAAGCUCAAUCAAUUCCUUUUCAGGAGCUGGAAUCUUAGAGACCUGGGAAGAUGCAGUUCUUCUGACCUCCUUUCAGUGAGGAGUCCCUCCCAAGGAGGAAAGUGAGCUCUGGAGCACCAGUCUGUCGAGAGGAGAAUGGGGGAGCAGGUGCAGUCCCCUUUGCAGCUUCUAUCCCAGAGACUAUGAACUCAAGUACCUACAGGACCCAGGCAGCUAAAGGGCAAGGAGUGCUGGGGGUCAUGGGGAACAGGAACACAGAAACCCAUUGAAGGGUCACCUCUGCUAAGAGAAGCUGGAAAUAUACUUAUGUGAAAUGUUCUGAUUUUUAAAUAUUAUGCAGGCUAAAGAAAACAUACAAAUUUAGAUCUAUGGGCUGAAUUCAGCCCACAGGUUGCCAGUUCCUAUACCAGAUAAUUGAAUAAACAUCAGCGUGUGUUUCUAGCCUA